GCUUAAAGUCCCGCCCUGGCUACGCUCCCCGUGUCGGAGCCCGAACCUGUUUUCCACCCAGCUCUGCACCUGUUCUCUGUCCUGACUGCCUGACUGCCUGACUGCCCCUGCUGCCAUCGCUCCGGGCCUCCGGCCGCGGUGACGCGCCGGCGCGCUAACUUGGGCCCACCUCUGGCCUCGCCGUGGCCCCACCCCUCCUUGGAGCCGGACCAUCUUUGUUGCACACCUUAGAACUGUAAAGCCACGCCUCCACGGACAUGCCGCGCCCACGUUCACGUUCCAAACACCAGAAGUCCAAGAGCAGAAACCGGAUAGGAAACGUAACUGAGGACCAACUGGAACUGUGUUCCUACCAGCUUCCCAGCCGACUUUAAAUGCUAGCGGGCUGCAUGGAGUAAGCGCACUCCUCUACUUCCUGAUGGAUGUCUCCUUCAGACGACUUUUUUAGGGCCACUACAGUGAGACAAAACAACAAUAACAUCACACGAGAACAUACAAGAAGAUCCAAGGCUACGGAAGAUGCAGAAAAUGCUUUUAAAGUGAGACUUAGUCUCAGAACAGCUCUGGGAGAUAAAGCAUACACCUGGGAUACAAAUGAAGAAUAUCUCUUCAAAGCGAUGGUGGCUUUCUCCAUGAGAAGAGUUCCCAACAGAGAAGCAACUGAAAUUUCCCACGUCCUACUUUGCAAUGUAACCCAGCGGGUGUCAUUCUGGUUUGUGGUUACCGAUCCUUCAAGGAAUCACACCCUUCCUGCUGUUGAGGUACAGUCAGCCAUAAGAAUGAAUAGGAACCGGAUCAACAAUGCCUUCUUUUUGAAUGACCAGACUCUGGAAUUUUUAAGAAUUCCUGCCACUCUUGCACCACCUACUGACCCAUCUGUGCCCAUCUGGAUUAUUAUAUUUGGUGUGAUAUUUUGCAUCGUCAUAGUGGCAACCAUGCUAUUGAUUUUGUCAGGAAUCCGGCAACAUAGAAGGAAGAACAAAGGACCUUCUGAAAUGGAAGACACUGAAGAUAAAUGGGAAAACACAGUCAAAAUUGAAAAUGGCAUCCCCUGCGAUCCCCUGGACAUGAAGGGAGGGCACGUUAAUGAUGCCUUUGUGACAGAGGAUGAGCGGCUCACCCCCCUCUGAAGGGCUGCUGUUUUGUUUCCCCCUGAAACUCAACACUUGUUUCUGUGCAACUGCUGAACAUCACAAUUCAUUGAGGGAAGAUUAUAUAUUUUGUUUCACCAUUCUUCUUUUGUAAGAAAUUUUGAAUGUGCAUGAAAUUGAAAGGCAAUGAAUUAUACCCAUGAAGACCAUUGGAAUAAUAAGCUGUUGACUAUCCAGAAUAUUCUAAAAUAUUUCUCUGACAGCACAGUGUGUAAGUGUAGUCAUGUGGCAUUUGUAGUUACUGAUUUUAAAAUGCAUUAGUAUUUAAGCAUUUCCAGCAAUAAGGUCAGGCCAGUAUAUAUAUAUCACACUUUAAAGACCUAAGAAAAAAUACUUUUCCAGUGGAGAAUGCCUAUAAUAUGGUGUCCAAAUCAUUGAAAAUGGAUCCUUUUUGAAUAUCAUUUAUAUCACUCUGUAUAUGACAAGAUAAGCAAGAAGAACAAGUAAUUACUGUAAAUGGGUUGGAUAAAAAUGGGCGUGUUGAUAUACAAGGUGGAAUUUGAUCCUGUUAUCAUACCAACAGUUGCUUAUAUAUAUUUUCUGACUAUCAGUCUCUAAUAGGGCAUCUGUAUUCAUUGAUUAUUUCUGCAGUUUGUAGAAGUACAAUCUAUGCUAACUUAAUA
Messenger RNA from Globicephala melas (long-finned pilot whale), 1774 nucleotides. RefSeq names its product collectrin, amino acid transport regulator (gene CLTRN). Gene Ontology annotation, biological process: positive regulation of amino acid transport. Gene Ontology annotation, cellular component: plasma membrane; extracellular exosome. NCBI's taxonomy places the organism in Eukaryota, Metazoa, Chordata, Mammalia, Artiodactyla, Delphinidae. The record is from RefSeq and is a predicted model, not a curated record.